AUGAGUCGAAGAAAUGGUAGCCUUCCAAAGCUUGACCUGAAGCUGAACCUCUCACCACCAAGGGUGAACCCAAGAGUGGAGUCCCCAGGCCGAUCGGCAACAGUGUCACCAACAUCCCCACCAAGCUCAUGUGUGUCGUCAGAGAGGAGCCACGAUGACUCUAGCAGCCCUGAAGCUACAUCCAUGGUGCUUGUGGGAUGCCCGAGGUGCCUCAUGUAUGUGAUGCUCUCUGAAAAUGACCCUAAAUGCCCCAAAUGCAAGAGUUCAGUGCUGCUUGAUUUCCUCCAUGAUAACACCACCACCACCACCACUUUGAAGACAAGGAGGAGCUAG
Messenger RNA from Populus euphratica (Euphrates poplar), 333 nucleotides. RefSeq lists its product as uncharacterized. The coding region runs from base 1 to 333 and encodes 110 amino acids. The record is from RefSeq and is a predicted model, not a curated record. NCBI's taxonomy places the organism in Eukaryota, Viridiplantae, Streptophyta, Magnoliopsida, Malpighiales, Salicaceae. The transcript has a single exon.